CGCCCCGGCCCCGCCCCCACAGGGGAUGAACUUGGAGCCCAGUUCUGCCUAGGCCUUACCCUAAGACCGAAACGCUCGCUGACCAUGGCCAUGAUCUUGGGUUACUGGGAUAUCCGCGGGCUGGCUCACGCCAUCCGCCUGCUCCUGGAGUACACAGACUCACACUAUGAGGAAAAGAAGUUCGCGAUGGGGGACGCUCCCAACUAUGACAGAAGCCAGUGGCUGAAUGAAAAAUUCAAGCUGGACCUGGACUUCCCCAAUCUGCCCUACUUAAUUGAUGGGGCUCACAAGAUCACCCAGAGCAACGCCAUUCUUCGCUACAUUGCUCGCAAACACAACCUAUGCGGGGAGACAGAAGAAGAGAAGUGUCGCAUGGACAUUUUGGAGAAUGAGGUUAUGGACACCCGCCUAUACUUUGCCAGGAUGUGCUACAACCCUGACUUUGAGAAACUGAAGCCUGGGUACCUGGAGGGACUCCCUGACAAGAUGAAGCUCUACUCACAGUUUCUGGGGAAGAGGCCUUGGUUUGCAGGGGAGAAGCUCACCUACGUGGAUUUCCUGGCUUAUGACAUUCUUGAUAUACUGCGUAUAUUCGAGCCCAAGUGCCUGGAUGCAUUCCCAAACCUGAAGGAGUUCAUGGCCCGCUUUGAGGGCCUGAAGAAGAUCUCUGCGUACAUGAAGUCCAGCCGCUUCCUCCCAGCGCCUCUGUUUCUAAAGACUGCCGUGUGGGCCAACAAGUAGGGCCUCCGUGGGCGGGGUGCCGGUGAGGAGCAGCCAAAGCUGUGCUUGCUGUGUCCCCCCAACAGCGGUCUUGCUUCUUUUUCCUUUGUUAUAUUCCUCUGUCCCCACGAAAUACCUAUGGGCGCCCUUUUCUCCCUCCCAACCCUGUCUUCAUCCAGGCCCUUGGUCGUCAGCUCUCUACUUCAGCAAAUUUCCUCCCCCACCAGUGUUAUCCGUCCUGCACUAAAGCCAACCAGACCAUUCUUCCCUGGGUGGUUGCUCCACCUGCGGGAGCUGGACUGGACUCCUGGCCUGGGGAGCCCUGCCGUGAGCUCCCCCGGGGCUGCCCCGAAGCCCCGUAAGACCUGGAGUGCAGGCCCGGCUCCCCCAGGGUGGUCCCUGCCCAGCCCUGCCUGAUCCCCAGUGAAGCCUUACUCACCCUGACCUGGCUUGUGUUCUUCCCUUCUGGCCUUUGGAUUCAGGACUGAGCUAGAGGUUUUAAAAGAUAUUUGUAUGGGGGUGCUUGGGUGGCUCAGUCAGUUAAGCAUCCAGCUCUUGGUUUCAGCUCAGAUC
This is a messenger RNA of Leptonychotes weddellii (Weddell seal), 1293 nucleotides long. Its product is annotated as glutathione S-transferase Mu 1. The record is from RefSeq and is a predicted model, not a curated record. NCBI's taxonomy places the organism in Eukaryota, Metazoa, Chordata, Mammalia, Carnivora, Phocidae. Gene Ontology annotation, biological process: glutathione metabolic process. Gene Ontology annotation, molecular function: glutathione transferase activity.